AUGUCGACACCCGCGACUGUUCGUGUAAAUACUCUCAUGCAAUGCAAGGAAAAACCUUACACUGAUCCUAUUACAAAGUUUUAUAUCGUAAUCGAGUCUAUAAUAGCCCUUAAUCGGCUUCCUUUAAUCUUUACUAAAUAUGUGUCUACCUAUUUCCCAAUAGCUAUGAUUUACUCUCUUAUAGUGAUAUGCGGAUUAUGUUACUCUUAUUACGGAACUCAUUUGAAUACCGAAAAUGGUGCUACAUCGAUGAAUCACUGGGAGUACAUGUUUUGUGUCGGGUUCGGGAUAGCCACGUGGAAAAGAUUGCAGAGGUAUUAUAUAGAACUGAACAAAUUCGAUGUCGAAGUCGGAUGCCGCCCGAAGAUCACAACAAUGUCCGUUAGAAAUACAGUUAUUAACAUUAUUACAUUAUUUUUCGUGACUGUUUUCUAUGUGACAUCGUAUUACGUUGACACGUUGCAAACACUAUGGUUCCAUAUGUUACCUGUUCAUUAUAUUCACUCUCUAGAAUUACAUUAUUAUGGACAUCUCUUGAGCCUUCUUGCGACGAGGCUUCGUUUGAUCAACUACUAUACGGAAUCGUCUCUGUCGGAUAUCAAAAUGACGACACGACCGAAAGUGGAGGAAUUUGUAUAUUUCAAAUAUAAGAAUGUUACAAAUGGCGAGAUGAAGAAAUUGAUGGACCUGUACCAUUCUAUUAUUAUGGCUUAUGACUUUCUAGUCGAUGCUAUUAAAUGGCAGUUAUUGGUGAUCAUAAUUACAUCUUUCAUAUCCAUUUUGUGGCUAGCUUAUCAUGUGUCCUUGAGUAUCAUCAGAAACUCUGACCCGCUGGUGUAUAUAGUCACCGACGUAGGGUUAACUAUAACGAAAAUGCUACCACUAUUUUCGCCUUGUGUGUUCGGCGAUCGAGUUCACAGUGAGGUGAGGCGAUUGCGAGAAUUACUCGCUUCCAGGCUCUACGAGAAUAAACUAGACAAAUCAAGUCGCAGCACAGCCAGGGCCCUGCUGGCCCUGACCGAAGCCCGAGAUCUAUCUUUCUCUCUCUUGCGCAUGCUGGAAAUUGAUGUGUCCUUCCCUUUCAAGUUCAUCGGGCUGCUCAUCACAUAUCUGAUUAUACUAUUACAAUUCGAGAAGGUUAUAAAUCCAUAAAACGUAUGUAUUACUGAUAGAAAAUCUAUUGUCAGAGUUUGGAAUGUUUUUAUUACUGUUAUUGCUUCUGUUAGGUUCUUUUUCACGAUGUUCGCGUUUUUCUCCAGCGAGAAUAUUUUCUAAAAUGGCACCAGAUUGUUAUUCCAUCGAAUAUGUAAUAUUCUGUUGCAACUAUUCUUUGAUUUAUGUAAUCGAUUGAAAUUGAAUUAUAGGCGGAUAGGAUCUGUGAAAUGUGAUAAAUAAAAUUAUAUACCG
Molecule: messenger RNA, 1407 nt
Organism: Plodia interpunctella (Indianmeal moth)
Lineage: Eukaryota; Metazoa; Arthropoda; Insecta; Lepidoptera; Pyralidae
Exons: 4
Coding region: 1-1152 (383 amino acids)
Biological process (GO): male courtship behavior; sensory perception of taste; chemosensory behavior
Cellular component (GO): dendrite; neuronal cell body; membrane
Source: RefSeq, a predicted model, not a curated record